GAAGAGAAUCAAAAGAGCCAAGAAGAGAAGAAAAAGAGCCAAAGAAGCAUCCGAUCGAUGCGGACUGCGGAGAUGUCUUCUGCUUCAGCCUCUCGAGCUGCGAGCCGAAGCGUCGACAUCAACUACAGUGAUGCAGACCACCAGCUCCAGCGCUCGCUCCAGUCACGCAGCCGUUCGCCCAAUGCCCGCAGCACCAGCUAUUCAUCUUACUCCCGGCAACAAGAAUGGAGCGCUAGUCACAGCAGCAUUGAGCCCGACUCCUUCUCUGAAGUAUCAGGCCAAUUUGACGAUGCAGACGAGCCAGAAUGUUUGCCUAAUGAGCACAAGGGCGUAGCGGUCCGUGUGGAUGUGACGACCGAUUGCUCUCCGUCUUCGCAUUCAGUCAAGAGGCGACGAUCGAAUGAUUGGCCGCGGCGGUCUGUGGAAAGAGAGAUCGAGGCGGCUGGGCGAAGGGAAGAACAGCAGCAUCAGUAUGCUUCUGGAGCCCGUCAGCGGUGGUUCAGUCAUUACGGAAGGCAUGCCUCGCCGGGAUCACGAUCACGAUCACCGAGACGAGCACGGCCUGGGCGCAGGUCUCGCUUUGUCGAGGGCCAUAUGGCCGAUACCGUGAGCGAGAAGCCGCCUAGUAUCUUCUUUCCGGAUGAAGCGCGCAAUGAGACCACCGCUCGCGGUGCGUCCACAAAUCGCGGCGCGGGAAUCUUUCGCUUCGGCAAAGCCAUUGCGUCCGCAUUCAAUCCGUUUGGUGGUUGGGGCAGCGUAUCCGAGUUCUGGAAGGGCUCUCACACUCAGGAUGACAACCGGGUGCAGGAGCGUGCGAAUGACCGGCUCAGACAGGCAGAGAUGGCGUACGAGGAACUCAAACGGUCUGGAUACCAAGGUACUGUUAAGGGGAGAUAUCUCCAAAGCCUUGGGACUGGAACGGGAGGAGCCAGCUGUCCGGAUCAGACGUGGAAGUCUAUUCAAGAGAAGAUGGAGUACGGGGGCGCCGGUAACAGUGGCUUCGGCCAUCAUCCUCGACAGAGCUCCAGUCAAACUGCGACCACCCGUGACGCUAAUAAUGGGAGCUCGCUGCGUCCGAUAUUACCGGAUUUACGGAAAGCCAAGUCAUCGCUAGCGAUCCCUUCGAUCAAGAAACAAGACGGCAUGUCGUCUCUCCUGCAACAUAUCGAUAAUCGUGACCCGGAAGUUCGGCGCCAGAAGUCUCGCAAGGACAUGCAGCGGCAGGCUAAGCUCUUGAAGCGAGUCAGUAACCUGGAGGAUAAGCUUGAACGGGCAAAGCGAGAGCUGCGAGAACUCGCGGGCGAGGAAGAGCUAUUGCUGCGCAGCAGUCUCAACGAGGAAAGACCGUAUCAGCGGAGAUUUGUCCCAGGCAAAUUGCCCUCACUACCUUCGGAAAGACUUCUUCAGGACUCUCAACCGGCAAUGCUACCAGUAAACACACUCCAGAUCCCCGAGCCCGAAGACCAAUCUCAAAUAUUUUUGAGGAAAACGCGCAUAAAACCACCUAAACCAUGGCGCAGAGCGUCUGAAUCUAGGUCUAUUUCCGCCCGCAGCGCAUCCCGCAAACGCAAAUCGCCGGACCCCGAAUCGAGAAAGGAACAAGAUCUGUCCGAUCCGCAACAACAGUGCCCACCCCUACCACAGACCGACGGCCAACAACUGCAGGAUAAGAAUACGAAUCCAACCACAGGCCAUACAGAAGCAAAACCAACCCCAGAACCGGCGGAGGAGGUCACAAUAAAAACCCCUUCUCGAAAGCCAAAACUCCCUAAGAAUGCCCGCAGCGAUAGCCCUGGGUCCGUGGAGCAGAAACAGAAACAGAGACAAAGCCCAGCGGCCGAGAACAAUCCCAGCACAUCCCCGGCUGCAGAUCGAGCGUCACCGCCGGCAUCGGUAAGUCGACCGCUGCGAUCUACGACACGCAAUCGCUCCGUCACUCCAGUUCUACGUAUGAAACGAGGUCGUGGAGAUCUACGCUCCACGACAUCGCCGGCGCACGGGCAUGGCCGUGGCCGUAGUCCUGGACCUAGUUUUGGCGACGACAAAGAGAAUCAACAUUGUGAUGGGCUAGGGGGCGACGAGCACCCCAACGGUAUCGUUAAGAAACUAGGACAGCAGCCACAGCAGCAAGACAUCAAAACUGGUCAACAUGACGAAUCUGCAACGCCAAGCUCCGCCCCAAUGUCUACCAGGAGAAAAGCGCGGUACGAGUAUAUCCCGCCAGUGCCUCCGCUACCCAAAGACUUGGCUGCGACAGCGGCGAAGGUUGAUCGUCGUUUAGCCAGAGAAAUGGGGAAGAGAAAGGAACAGAUGGAGAGAGAUGGAAAGACUGUUAAAAAGGGUACUGACGGGUUUCAGUGGCCUGAGGAGUUUUUCUGA
Messenger RNA from Aspergillus nidulans FGSC A4, 2379 nucleotides. Its product is annotated as putative nuclear RNA binding protein. The record is from RefSeq and is a predicted model, not a curated record. The transcript has 2 exons. Lineage: Eukaryota; Fungi; Ascomycota; Eurotiomycetes; Eurotiales; Aspergillaceae. The coding region runs from base 58 to 2379 and encodes 773 amino acids.